Messenger RNA from Fusarium fujikuroi IMI 58289, 1080 nucleotides. RefSeq lists its product as uncharacterized. The transcript has 2 exons. The record is from RefSeq and is a predicted model, not a curated record. The coding region runs from base 1 to 1080 and encodes 359 amino acids. Lineage: Eukaryota; Fungi; Ascomycota; Sordariomycetes; Hypocreales; Nectriaceae.
AUGAGACUAACAACGCCCGAGGAGCAAGAUGAGAUUUCUCUCAAACUUCUCGGAAGGAAGGGCAAGUUUGAAGCUUACUUCACGCUCUUCGACGAACUAUCUCUCAAGGAAAGCACAUUUAGUUGCAAUUAUAUUUCCUCCUCACCUACCCAUCAGCAUGUGCUAUCAACCGCCAUACUGCUCAGAAAUAACAUAGAAAAGACAAGACAAGAGACCAUGACCCAAAUAUCUCAUGAGAAUCGGGCGAUUGGACAGAAUGUCGGCAACAUCAUAAACAGGGCAGUACAAGCAAUGGUGAUGAUUGACUCGGCGGCUCAAGAAUGGCACCCUGCAAACUUCGUGCUUAGAGGAUACCGUCCCACUUCAUGGCUACCACAAGAGUCAUUUGUUUCGUUCAUCGAAAGAUCAAUUCCCUGUGCCCCCGAUCAAUCAUACAAAAGGUUUGAGGACAUCAUUGGCCACAAGUCAAAGCUCAAAGCUUGGAAGCUGAAAAAAAGGCUGGGGAUCUGCUUUCUGCCAACAAAUGACCUUUCAUGCCACCUUCUUCUCAAUGAGAAAGAUAACACGCUCUAUCUCUUCCAUCAGGUGGCCUACUUGAAAGCACAUUUAGAGCAGUUUCAAAGUCAUGCGAGUCCUCUAGAUAUAACUGCGCUAGAAAGUCUAGGCCGUGGAACUCUGCCGCCCCAGCUCCUGUUUGAGACUUUACAUUCGUUGCAAGACAUCCUCUUCCCUCUCACAGAUCAUCGGUCUGAGAAGAUCCUCCGAAAUCUGAUUAGUAGGAACGGCUUUGACCCUGAAUGUUGCGAGUACGACGGCUACAAUGUCUUCCACAAGGGAGUGAGAUACAUGUACUGGGGAGAGCGGAUUGCCAGGUUGUAUGAGCUUGCGAAGAGACGGCCACCAAAAAACAAACUGGAACGUUGGUUUGACCGUAGAAGUACCGAUGGUAAUGCUUUCUCUAUUGCUCUGCUGGCUGUUGGUAUCUCAAUAUUGGUCGGGAUUGUGACGAUUUUGAUGAGUGGAUUCCAGUCAUGGAUUGCAUGGAUGGCUUGGAAGUACCCCGCAGUAGUACAGGCGUAG